Molecule: messenger RNA, 3690 nt
Organism: Tachyglossus aculeatus (Australian echidna)
Lineage: Eukaryota; Metazoa; Chordata; Mammalia; Monotremata; Tachyglossidae
Gene: LRIG3
Product: leucine rich repeats and immunoglobulin like domains 3
Exons: 19
Coding region: 81-3161 (1026 amino acids)
Molecular function (GO): protein binding
Source: RefSeq, a predicted model, not a curated record
GCCUGCCCCGCCACCACCACCUCCGCCUCCGGACCCUGGACUUAAGUCACAACAGAUUGUCUUCGAUCGAGGCAAGUUUCAUGAGUCACCUCCGAAAUCUUCGAGAAGUGAAAUUGAACAACAAUGAACUGGAGGCCGUACCAAAUCUGGGAGCCGUGUCAGCGAAUAUCACCCUUCUCUCCUUGGCCAACAACAAGAUUAAUGACAUUUUACCGGAACACCUAAAACCCUUCCGUUCCCUGGAAAGUUUGGAUCUGAGCGGCAACAACAUAUCAGAGCUUAAAUCUGCAUUUCCAUCUAUACCGCUCAAGUACCUGUACAUGAACAACAACCAGAUAGAGUCGUUGGAGCCCGGCUCAUUAGAUGGCCUAGCCAACACGCUUCAGGUGUUGAAACUGAACAGGAACCAAAUCACCUCGAUUCCUCCAAAGAUGUUUAAACUGCCCCAUCUCCAGCACCUAGAACUGACCCGCAACAAAAUUAAAAGAAUUGAUGGACUCACCUUCCAAGGACUUGGAGCCUUGAAAUCGCUAAAGCUGCAGAGAAAUGGAAUAAUGAAACUUAUGGAUGGAGCGUUUUGGGGGCUGAGCAACAUGGAAAUCUUGCAGCUGGACAAGAACCACCUGAGCGAGAUCACCAAGGGCUGGCUUUACGGGCUGCUGAUGCUGCAGGAGCUGCAUCUCAGCCAGAACGCCGUCAGCAGGAUCAGCCCCGACGCCUGGGAGUUCUGCCAGAAACUCAGUGAGCUUGACCUGACCUUCAAUCGCUUAACACGAUUAGAUGACUCAAGUUUCAUCGGUUUAAACUUACUAAGUACACUAUCCAUUGGGAACAACAAAGUAAGCUACAUUGCCGAUUGUGCUUUCCGAGGACUUGCCAGUUUACAGACCCUGGAUCUGAAGAACAAUGAAAUCUCUUGGACUAUUGAAGAUAUGAGCGGUGCCUUCUCUGGACUUGAUAAGCUUAAAAAGCUGAUGCUUCAAGGAAACCGGAUUCGCUCUGUUACAAAGAAGGCAUUUUCUGGGUUGGAUGCACUUGAGCACCUAGACCUGAGCAACAAUGCCAUCAUGUCUAUACAGGGCAAUGCGUUUUCACAAAUGAAGAAACUUCAGGAAUUGCAUUUGAAUACGUCCAGUCUUUUGUGUGAUUGCCAGCUGAAAUGGUUUCCACAGUGGGUGGCAGAAAACAACUUUCAGAGCUUUGUCAUUGGCAGUUGUGCCCAUCCUCAGCUGCUGAAAGGGAGAAGUAUUUUUGCUGUGAGCCCAGAUGGUUUUGUGUGUGACGAUUUUCCGAAACCUCAGAUCACAGUCCAGCCAGAGACCCAGUCGGCGAUAAAAGGCUCCAAUUUGAGUUUUAUCUGUUCAGCUGCGAGCAGCAGUGAUUCCCCGAUGACUUUUGCGUGGAAGAAGGACAAUGAACUGCUUCCCGAUGCUGAGAUGGAAAAUUACGCCCACCUCCGGGCCCAGGGGGGCGAAGUGAUGGAGUACACGACCAUCCUCCGCCUGCGCAACGUGGAAUUUGCCAGCGAAGGAAAGUACCAGUGCGUCAUCUCCAAUCACUUCGGAUCAUCCUACUCCAUCAAAGCCAAGCUCACUGUUAAUAUGCUGCCUUCGCUUACGAAGAUGCCCAUGGAUCUGACCAUCCGAGCGGGGGCAACGGCCCGCCUGGAGUGUGCCGCCGUGGGCCACCCGGCUCCCCAGAUCGCCUGGCAGAAAGACGGCGGCACAGACUUCCCCGCCGCUCGGGAGCGGCGGAUGCACGUCAUGCCCGAGGACGACGUGUUUUUCAUCGUGGAUGUCAAAAUCGAGGACGUCGGCGUCUACAGCUGCACCGCCCAAAACAAUGCCGGGAGCAUCUCCGCUAACGCCACGCUCACUGUCCUGGAAACCCCGUCGUUCUUACGGCCGCUGUUGGAUCGCACGGUGACCAGAGGGGAGACGGCAGUGCUGCAGUGCAUCGCGGGCGGCAGCCCCCCGCCCCGGCUCAACUGGACCAAGGACGACAGCCCCGUGGUGGUGACCGAGCGCCACUUCUUCGCCGCCGGGAACCAGCUGCUGAUCAUCGUGGACACGGACGUGGAGGACGCCGGCAGGUACACCUGCGAAAUGUCCAACACGCUGGGGACGGAGCGGGGAGACAUCGGGCUGAGCGUCAUCCCCACUCCCACCUGCGACUCGCCACAGAACUCGGCCCCGGCUCUGGACGACGACGGGUGGGCCACCGUGGGCGUGGUGAUCAUAGCGGUGGUCUGCUGCGUGGUGGGCACCUCCCUCGUGUGGGUGGUCAUCAUCUACCACACACGGAGAAGAAACGAAGACUGCAGCAUCACCAACACAGAUGAGACCAACCUGCCGGCAGACAUUCCGAGUUAUCUGUCCUCCCAGGGGACCCUCGCGGAAAGGCAGGAUGGGUACGGCUCGUCGGAAAACGGGAGCCAUCAUCAGUUUGUGGCUUCUUCCACGGGUGGCUACUUCUUUCAGCAGCGCGACAGUAAUGGUACCUGUCAUAUCGACACCAGCAGCGAAACAGACGUUGAAGCCGUUCCGGAUCCAUUCUUAUGCCACUACGUGGGGUCUUCGGGGCCUGUGUAUUUGAAAGGAAAUGCUUAUGGUCCAGAUGUGUUUGAAGCGUGCCAUGCAGGUUGCAGCCCCGACCCAAGAAGCAUUGGCCCAGAUCAUUACGAGUCGAGUUACUUAAAGAAAAAGGAAUGUCACCCGACCGUCCAUCCGUCCGAAGAGUCUAGUGACCAGAAUGUGGGUACGAUGGGAGUGCCGUCUCCCGGGAAUAAACGGAUUCAUUCCAUGUACGCUCAAAGCGAAGGACCAGGGAUCAGAUGCCUGAGCCCAAACUCAAGCCCUGCAGAUUUUAGUGGCCAUCAGGAGCCGAUGUCUGCCGUGCCGAGUUGUGCUUUUAUGGGGACAUUUGGAAAGCCUCUUUGGAGGCCGCAACUGGCUCCACCAUCAAAUCUGGGACAGCCAACCAAUUAUACCUUAAAAGCCUCCCCUCUUAACCCUCAUGCCUCGCUGGACCUUGACUCUGAGGCAGAGGAAGGUGGAAAAAACAGGACAGUUCUUCAAGAAGAAAGCCACGCGUCUAUCUCUAAACAGGGUUUGGAAAACUACAGGACUCCUACUUUUCAGACUUCUGACUUGGACACAUAGCUACUUCUGAAUUUUACCAUUGAUUGGAACCAGAGACGAAUUUUAACGUUCUACCUCACUUGAACUUUUAUUUAAAAGAAAGAAGAGAAUCCUACCUUGUGAAUGGAGUGAAAUGCAUAUUUAUAAAAUAAGCCACAAUUACCAAAUGGUUAUAGAAUUUUCUACAAGGAGCAUCUUCCACAUAAGAAUAACAUUUUGAACUGUUCAUAUAGCUUUUGUUUAUACAAAUAGCCUCUUUUGUAAAUUAACGGGAUACGUACCAUGACUAUUUUGUGUAUUUUUAUAUUGUCAGAUUUUCUUCUAUCGAAAAUGAGUACUAAAGCAUUUUAAAUCAUUGCAUAGUCUGGAACCUUUCUCUGAAUGGACAUUUGUCACUUUUGCACAUUAGAUUUAAUAAAAUGUGGAUCUUGACCAUAGUAAGGGUUUCAUAUAAUGCAGUCAAGGUGCAGUGAUGCCGUGCUUACUUUUUAAUUGUUUCUGACAUUUUGGGUGCAGUCUUUAUUGAAUAAAGGAAGCAUAUUACGCUGUA